UUCGGUAGACUGUAGCUUUAGUUUCGGUUCUGAGUGCAGUGCACAUCGCCGGUAUUACGCCCUGUGUUUCUACGGGUAGGCCAUUAGCGGUGCCAGAAGCUACGAUACAGUUUUCGCUGCAUCGGUAUAUCUUCUUGUGCAACAACCGCGGCUCGGCACCCGAGCGAGUGUCAAGCGUGCGAGCUCUUCGUUCCGUGAGGGAAGAAGCUUCUUCUCGUGAGCCCGGAGUCGCAAGAUCACAGUCGCUGACAUGGGACCCAGCCUGGCGGCCGUGGCGGUACGCGACCUGAGACUGAGCUACAGCAGGAGCUCGCCGCCCGUCAUCGACGGGGCCAACAUGACCAUCCCCAAGGGAGCAAUCUACGGCUUGCUGGGCGCCAGCGGCUGCGGCAAGACGUCGCUGCUCAAGUGCCUGGUGGGCCUGUCCAAGCCGGACUCGGGCGCGGUGCUCAUCUUCGGACAGCAGCUGCACGAGGGGCUGGUUCCCGGACCGGGCGUAGGAUUCAUGCCGCAGGAGUUGGCGCUGCACUCGGACUUCACCAUAGCCGAGAACAUGUACUUCUUCGGCCAGCUGCUCGGCAUGCCUCUGAAGAAGAUUUACGAGAGGAUCGCUUUCCUGUGCUCCUUCUUCCAGCUGCUCCCCGCUAACAGAUUCGUCGAGCACCUCAGCGGCGGCCAGCAGCGCCGCGUGUCCCUCGCGGUGGCGCUGAUGCACCAGCCGCCUUUCCUCAUCCUGGACGAGCCCACCGUGGGUCUGGACCCGGUGCUGCGCGAGGCCAUCUGGCGCUACUUCCUCGUGCUGUCCGAGGAGAACGGCGUCACGCUCCUCGUCACCACCCACUUCAUCGAGGAGAUCGCGAAAGCCGCCAUGGUGGGCGUGAUGAAGAACGGCAAAAUCUGGUGUGAGCUGCCGCCUACCGAGCUCAUGGAGACGUACGGGGCGGCCACACUGGCCGAGUCCUACCUCAAGGUGUGCCAGGCGCUAGACUUUCCACCUCCACCCGCCGAAAAACAGGCGCAGCCAAUCCCUGAAAAGCAGAAGCCGCAGCCAGUGCCUGAGAAGCCGCAGCCCGAGCCACUGCGGCGCCCGCGGCUAGCACCUGCUACGCCAGUGCAGCCGUGUCCGGUGCCGGAAUCGCUGCUCACAUGGGCCAACUGGGGACCCGUGCGGAGCUGUCUCCGCCUGAGGGCGCUGGUGGUGAAGAACCUGCUCAAGAUUAUGCGCCGUGUCAUCACCGUGGUGUUCCAGCUGGUGGUGCCGUCUUGCGUUGGCGUCGUGUUUUGCCUGUUCGUGGGCGGCAAGCCCUCCAAUUUGCCCGUCGGAGUGGUGAACGAGGACCAGCACGGGGCCUUCAGCCGGGCCUUCCUAGGCGAGGUCUCCAACGAGACCGUCGUGCAGAAGCCGUACUCUGACCUCCACAAGGCCUUCAGUGCGGUGCUGGACGAACAGGCCUGGGGCACCCUCCACAUACCGGCGAACUACACGAUAGCGUUGAAUACCAGGGUGCACUCCGGCAAGAUCGAGGAUUCGAGCCCGCAGAUCCCGAUCAACUUCUUCCUGGAUGCGACCGACUACACCAUCCGCAACACCCUGCAGUUCGAGAUCGUCGAGGCGCACAGCAGGUACCUGAAGCUGCUCUCGUACAACUUGACCAGCUUGAACUUCUCCGUCCAGACGAUACGGUUCACGGAUCCUUUCUACAACGCCUUCGACUUCACGUUCCGGGAGUUCAUGAGUCCUGGCAUCAUCGUUUCGACGCUGUUCGCCAUGUCCAUGUCCCUGACGGCGCUCUUGCUCGUCGCCGAGAACCAGGAGGGAAUCCGGGGACGCUCUGUCGUGGCCGGCGUGACCUCGGUGGAGGUGAUCGUCGGCCACGCGGUGGUGCAGAUGUCCAUGGCAUACAUGCAGACGGUGCUCAUGCUCGUGGUGUUCGUCAGCGUCUUCGACACUCCCGUGCGCGGCAGCCUCGGCGCCGCCUUCUUCAUACCCGUGCUCAUGGCGCUCUGCGGCAUGAACUUCGGGUUCCUGACUUCGUCCGUCUCCAAGGACGAGGCGACGGCCCUACUGCUGUCGAUGGCCGCCCUCUAUCCGGCGCUGCUCAUGGGAGGUGUACUGUGGCCGGUGGAGGGCACACCGGCGGUGCUCCGUCCCGUGAGCUGGUCGGUGCCACAGGCUCUGCCUGCGCACGCCAUGCGCGGCGUGAUGCUGCGCAACUACACCUUCGACGACUCGCACGUGGUGCAGGCGGUCGGGGCAACGAGCCUCUGGACGGUGGCCUUCAUGGCGCUCUCCAUGAUCAUGUACUCGCUCUCCAAGUGAAGCGGCACGCAUUAUAAAGACGAUUGUA
Dermacentor albipictus is the source of this 2348-nucleotide messenger RNA. RefSeq names its product ABC transporter G family member 23-like. Gene Ontology annotation, molecular function: ABC-type transporter activity; ATP hydrolysis activity; ATP binding. The record is from RefSeq and is a predicted model, not a curated record. Lineage: Eukaryota; Metazoa; Arthropoda; Arachnida; Ixodida; Ixodidae. Gene Ontology annotation, cellular component: membrane.